This is a messenger RNA of Tribolium madens (black flour beetle), 2313 nucleotides long. RefSeq names its product somatostatin receptor type 4. Lineage: Eukaryota; Metazoa; Arthropoda; Insecta; Coleoptera; Tenebrionidae. Gene Ontology annotation, molecular function: G protein-coupled receptor activity. The transcript is spliced from 4 exons. The record is from RefSeq and is a predicted model, not a curated record. Bases 627 to 1661 code for a protein of 344 amino acids. Gene Ontology annotation, biological process: G protein-coupled receptor signaling pathway. Gene Ontology annotation, cellular component: membrane.
UUAAAUUAUUUAUUUUUAUAAUAGGUAUAACUUGAAAUUAAGACAUUUCUUGUUUUUUAGAAAUUCAUUUUUUAAGUGAACGUUUGGUGCAUAAUUAGAAGAAAUGGAUUUGUUUUUUUAGAAAUUUAGGUUCUGAGAAGUAAAAAGGGUAAAAAUUUAAGAGGGGUUUUUCGUCGCUCCUUGUGCAAAUUCUUUCUGUUCGUGUCUUUUUACGAGAAGAAUACAUGAAACUUAACCUCUUUAUUAAAGAUCUUGAAACACAUUAUUAAUAUUAAAAAUCAUUCGAUAGUAGACUUUUCACACUUCGUUAGAGUGCUAAUCGAAAAAAUAUGUAAUAUAUGUAAAUCUCCAAAUAAACGCACACAUUGUCGAGUAUGGGUAGCAGGAUAAUUUGAAAAAAAGCGUCAAUGUAUAUCAUCGCUUUUCACGAAGCUUAACGAACGUUUACGAUUGGAAAGGGAGAGACGGAUGUUGGGGGCGGCAGUGUGGCAGUAUGGGGUUGCAGCUUCAGGUGGGUGUUGCCCUGUCGUUGCUACCUAGCACAUGUAAUCCUAGCUUUGUCCAGACCUUCAACAAUUAAGAUUUUGGUAUUUUCCAAAAUGAAAAAGAACGAGUGACAUAUACGAAUGGAUUAUUUAAUAACAAUAUAUGGAUGCAUGUUUUUGGUGGGUGUUCUCGGCAAUGGGACCCUUUGUCUGACACUGUGUUGCGGUCCCGGAGCCAAAACUCGAAGUCCCUUGCUUUUUGGUCUAAUUUUUGCGGACCUCCUAGUAUGUUGUUUAAGUGGUCCUGUCACUGCGGCUCUUUAUGUCCUUUCAAACUGGACCCAAACUUGGAAAUACAUUGCUCUAUUUAUCCAGGCCUGGCCUGUUUCUGCUAGCACUUUAUUGAUGAUGGCUAUAUCUGUCGACCGUUAUCUCACGAUAAAAAGUUACAGGCCAGCUGGGCAAAUUGCUCGGAGAAGACACUUGCUUAACACUGCGGUUAUUAUCACCUGGAUCUCUGCUGCAAUUUUAUCUGGUACACAAUUUAUUUGUAAACAUCCAUGGCGGAAAAGCUUAGUUAUCACCCAUGUGUUAUUGGUGUAUGUUAUGCCAGCUUGUGCGGUUCUCAUAAGUCACUUAGGAGUGCACGCUAAGCUCACUGCAAUUUCCCUGACUGCUCGCGCCAAACAUGGCGAACUACCCUUACCAAUGCCCCUCUUAAGGAGACCAACCCACGUUAUCAUUGUUGCAGGAAUUUCCAAGCACGGUAGAGACAGACUCCAGACGACCGAAACAAGUGUUGAGAAUAUUUCCCAGCCGCCCACAAGCACUCUUCGCAGUCGUCGUCGUCUGGCGAAUUCUUUAUUAUGGGUGGCGAUUGUUUUCGCAGUAUGUUGGUUUCCUUAUAUAGUGUGCCAAUUUUGUGGAGAAUUAGGAACGUCUCCUUCUACAACGGUUCAACGGUAUAGCUUACUUCUUGGCCAUACUCAUUCGGCGUUUAGUCCAAUUCUGUAUUGGACACUAAACCAUCAAUGGCCUCAACGACCAUGUCGCUUUCGGCUUCCUGUUCUUUACAGAAGCGCUUCAUCAACGAAUGAGGCUGCUCUUGGUCCAUUUCAUCCUAGACUGGUACGUCCGCCACCGAUCCGUCGAAGAUCCUCACAUUAUCUUUACUAAUGACUGUCUGUGAUUACUGGGCCUCGCUGAUGUAACUACCUCACGAUUCACGAUAUCUACUAUUUCUUAUUUUUAACAUAACUUCAUUAUCAUCAUUACAAUUAAUGUUGUUACUGAUAGCGUUUAAGGAUAUGGUAUAUAUGUAAAGAAAAGACAAUUUCAUAAAUAUAUUUUUUUAUUUAUAAUAAACAUCCGGGCAUGUUCUAUACGUAUAUACCGUAAUAAAUAAUUGUUGUUCAUUGUUUUAUUGCUGUUGUGUUGAUCAUUGUUCAAGUGGAACGUGAAGAAGAAUGAAUGUAGCCGACUUGACAAAACAUUUAUUCAAUAUCAUCGACUGGUACUUUAUAUAAUUAUCUAUAAGUAACUGACAAAUAUAAAAAAUCAAAAAUGUUACACGUAGUGGGCAAACUGUGAGUUUUAUUCUUCAUAAAUGUUCAAUACAAUAAUUAUCAAAGAAAUCUUAAUACAAUGUAGCUGUGAAUCUAAUAAAACUAGUUUUCUAUUUGCUAUUUCGUUACUUGGUGACUUGCCGACAAUCACUUCGUAAGUGUUAUACGUGCCUUUUGUUCUUCAUAUUGCUGUUAUAUUCUUAUAUUUCUCCCCCUGGUUGUAAAUAUAAAUUGUAAUUUUAAACAUAAAUAAAUUUUAUUGU